AUGGAAGAUGGCGGGGAUGGCGGCGGUGCUGAACGUUUGAAGGAUGAGCUCCCCGGGAUGAGCGAGCUCGACGAGGUACAGAGCGCGCCGGACGCGCUCCAGCCAUCAAUCCUCUCGCCAUCCUCGACACGACGGAGCUUGGCGCGGAGGGCCGGAGAUCGAGAGGCGGUGAAUCAGCUGCGCCGGCGCGCGGUAAACUCCUCGGACUAG
This is a messenger RNA of Sparassis crispa, 210 nucleotides long. RefSeq lists its product as hypothetical. Lineage: Eukaryota; Fungi; Basidiomycota; Agaricomycetes; Polyporales; Sparassidaceae. The record is from RefSeq and is a predicted model, not a curated record. The transcript has a single exon. The coding region runs from base 1 to 210 and encodes 69 amino acids.